UCGACGACGAUGAGAAGUGUUUUUCUGAUUCUUAUUGUUGCCUUAUGCGGCGUUGUUGAAGCAUCUAAUGCAACAGAGAAAGAAGUUGUAUGUCCGAAAGGAUUCAAGUUGUAUGAGAGGAAGCCGACGCAGAGGAAUAAGUUCACGAAGAACUGGUGUAUGAAGGUAAUAGAAAACGAGGAUGUCUAUGAUCGACCUAUCGCAAGAUCAGUUUGCCUAGAUUAUGACGCAGUUAUUACGAAUGUCGAGAACCAAGAGGAGCUGGAUGAUAUCAAUGCUUUAAUUCGAAAAAACAAUAAACGAGUCGCAGUGGACGGAGUGUUCAAUCCAAAAUGCCGAGGUUUCAGCGACUGGCGAAUGAGAAAGUUUGGAGGACUUUGCGCAAAAGAAAAAGAGCUAUUUAUUCUGGAGGACGAUCACACCGAUCCAGCGUUCAUUCUCACAAAGUGGUCUGGAGAACCGCCAACUUCAUCAGACAAGUAUCAGGAGAAGGGGGACUCUACAGAAAUUUUCACAAUCGCUGAAUGUCUAUCUCUACAUAAUCUCCAGGCAAUCAAGAAUACUGGAAAUUUGAAGGAUUUUUUGUGCGGCGAAGAACCAGACAAACAAGUCGGCGAGGUGCCAUUCUUCGGAGUUCUGUGUGGAUGUGCUCCAGUAUAAAAUUAUUUAACUAGUGCCAAAUGUAUAAACAAUUUUUGAAUUUUUUGAAGAUUUUUCAGAGAAAUCUGUCCUCGAGGCACAAUAUAAAUUGUUCUUACAAUGUAUGCCUAGUUUGAAAAUGUAUAUCAUGACUCGAUUUUUUUUGUGUUAUAAAAAAUUUUCCCUCUAGAAAAA
This is a messenger RNA of Caenorhabditis elegans, 834 nucleotides long. RefSeq names its product C-type lectin domain-containing protein (gene clec-139). The record is from RefSeq and is marked reviewed. NCBI's taxonomy places the organism in Eukaryota, Metazoa, Nematoda, Chromadorea, Rhabditida, Rhabditidae. The transcript is spliced from 6 exons. The coding region runs from base 10 to 660 and encodes 216 amino acids.